AUCCAGCACGUGUCAUCGCAAUGACGCCGCAAAUCUUUAAAAACCAAUCAUUUUAUUUUGUACUUAACAUAUCCUGGUCGAUACGCGAUACGAGUAUUUGGAUUUAGCACAUUUUGUGAAAACUCCACUAAAAAAGAAUAAGAAAAGUAAAAGAUGAUACAAAAUACCGCUUGUAUAAUUACCAAAAUACCGUAUUUAGUUGAAGAAAUUCGUUGGACUUGAGUGUUUACAGUGUUACCAUGAUAACACUCGGCAUCGACUCGUGUAAACACAUUGAUAAUGCAAAAAUUUGUUCAUCACGAUAAAAAAAUCAUCGUUAUCACUACGUUAUAAGAUUACUGACCGAUUAAACUGAAUUGAAUACUCCGGUAUAAAAAUAUUUCUUGCUAUAUCUACGAUAACGUUAUGAUUGUGUGGUUGUCGUAAUUUACUCGAUAUUGUCUGACAUAUUUGUUCAAACUUUUAUUUCUCAUAACUUUGCGUUAAGACAUUACCUGCGACACUUGAUAAAACAAAAAUAAAACGAGAUAAACGCGUGUAUGGCUCACACGGAGUGACGGAGUGAACAGUUUUUGUGAGUUGUCACGAUUCUAAGUUCUUCGUGAUAUUCAUAUAGAAACAUGUCAAAAAGUAUUGUGAUUGUUGGAUCGUGCAUGAUUGAUCUUUCAAGUUAUGCCACACGGUUACCAUUACCAGGUGAAACAAUUUGCGGUAAAAAAUUUAUUCAGGGUUAUGGAGGCAAAGGAGCGAAUCAAUGCAUCAGUGCUGCUAAACUAGGUGCUUCCACAUCAUUAAUCGCUGCGUUAGGAUCCGAUGACUUUGGAGCCAAAUAUCUGAAAGUUUUGAGUUCAGAGAAUGUGGAUGUAUCGCAUGUCUCAAUUAAGGAAAAUGUCAAUAGUGGGAUGGCUCAAAUACUCAUAGCCGAUAACGGAGAAAACUGUAUCGUUAUAGUACCCGGAGCAAAUGAUCUUCUGAGUAUAAACGACAUUGACAGUGCUAAGGAUGUCAUAAAAUCCGCAAGCGUAUUACUGUGUCAAUUUGAGAGUUGUAUGGAAACAACACUUUAUGCUUUGAAACUUCACAAAGGACAUGGUAUAUCCAUUUUGAACGGAGCACCAGCGGUGGAAAAUCUCAAUCCCGAAUUAUUGGAAUCUUGUACCAUUUUUUGUGUAAACGAGCCUGAGGCUGAAGUUAUGACAGGAUUACGACCUUUGAAUUUGAGCAACGCUCAAAAAGCUAUCGACAGUCUAUUGGAGAAAGGUUGCAACACGAUCAUUUUAACUCUCGGAUCGGGAGGAGCCGUUUUCGCUUCGAAAAACGAACGUUCAAUGGUCCAUGUUCCUACAGAAAAAGUCAUCCCUGUUGAUACGACCGGAGCCGGAGACUCUUUUUUGGGAGCUCUAGCUUACUUCAUGGCGUAUCAUCCAACAUUAUCAAUGAAGGAAUGUAUAAAAAGAGCUUGUCAAGUAGCGACGCGAAGCGUUCUUAAGCCAGGGACUCAAGCAAGUUUUCCUAGUAGAAAAGAGCUCCCUGAAGAAUUGUUUUUGUAACGAAUUUAAAAUAAAGAUUCAAUUAAUGAAUAAUAACGCAUGUUAUUUACAGAAA
This is a messenger RNA of Venturia canescens, 1605 nucleotides long. Its product is annotated as ribokinase-like. The transcript has 7 exons. Lineage: Eukaryota; Metazoa; Arthropoda; Insecta; Hymenoptera; Ichneumonidae. Gene Ontology annotation, molecular function: ribokinase activity. The record is from RefSeq and is a predicted model, not a curated record. Gene Ontology annotation, biological process: D-ribose metabolic process. The coding region runs from base 621 to 1550 and encodes 309 amino acids.